AUGCAGAAGCUUCGCGCCGACUGGACGAAACACUUCGACUCGGAAAAGGCCAGCAUGACAGCGUUCCGCGACUAUGACUUCGAGCGUCGUGUGAACGAUAUGCGGCGCCUGCAGAACGCCGUCGACCAUUUCGACCACGCGGUAAGGCAGGGCAUGAUGGCAAUGAAGGAAAUCGCGAGCGCGUACGAGGCUGUCGGGCAGGCCUUCACGGAGCUGACCCUCACCAACAACAACCCCGUUCCCGGCCCAGGGGAGGCCGAAGAGCCGAACCCCUAUCCGACUGAAGCGGAUGUGCAGUACAUGUCGCAGCCCAACGCCGGCGCCGCAGCGGCGGACUACGCUGCCUCCGUCGCGAGCACGCGCAUGCCGGACGAAGCCAACUCGCAGGUGCGCCGCCUGGCAAAGACCUUCGCUGAGGAGGCGCGCCGCAUUAACGAGGGCCCGCCGUUCCAGUCGUACAACGCCGGCAUUCACCGCGACGUCCAUAACCGCCUCCUCCCUGUUUUGGAGCACCUGAAGAGCAUCAACGAGUACCGCCACAAGCACAUCGAGGCACUGGAGCGCUACAACAAGUACAAGGCCGAAGUCGAGAAGGUGGAGAAGCACUACACGAAGAAGGGAAAACCGUUCUGCGACAGCAAGGGCCACAAGAAAUACACCGAGAAGCGCGACGAGGCGUGGAAGGAGUACAUCACGCGACGCGACAAGUUCAACAAAACCUUCGGUAUGCUGAUGGAGGUGAACGACCACGCCGCCGCACAGAUCAUCCACCGCUACCUCGUGCUGAACCACGAGUAUCUGCAGCAGCUCGUGGCCUCGAUGGACCGCGUGCUGCCAGCGAUGGCGGAAGUGUAUCCGCUCAACAACGAGUACAACAGCCUCCAGAACACGCUGAUCCUCGAGGCGGUCGCGAACGCGAAAACGCCGUUCGCCGACCACUCGAAGAUACGUUCGAAGCAGGCUGAUAGUGACAAGAGCGAUGGCGCCGGGGACGAGAGACACGAAGAUGUUCAGGAGGCUAUGGACGCCCAUUACGAGGCCCAGCAGAGCACUCUCACUUCCAUGAGCUCGGACGGUGGAAGCAACCUCGCCUCCGGCUCACGGCUGGAGGAUUCGGUCAGCUACGACGCGCACGUGAAUCCAUCGACGGCGUUAGAGUCCAUGGAGCAGCCGCCUGACCCGGAGCAGGACGACGUCUAA
Messenger RNA from Leishmania major strain Friedlin, 1200 nucleotides. RefSeq lists its product as hypothetical. The transcript has a single exon. The coding region runs from base 1 to 1200 and encodes 399 amino acids. The record is from RefSeq and is a predicted model, not a curated record. NCBI's taxonomy places the organism in Eukaryota, Euglenozoa, Kinetoplastea, Trypanosomatida, Trypanosomatidae.